Messenger RNA from Patella vulgata (common limpet), 3294 nucleotides. RefSeq names its product coiled-coil domain-containing protein 125. The record is from RefSeq and is a predicted model, not a curated record. The coding region runs from base 349 to 2052 and encodes 567 amino acids. Gene Ontology annotation, cellular component: cytoplasm. The transcript is spliced from 11 exons. NCBI's taxonomy places the organism in Eukaryota, Metazoa, Mollusca, Gastropoda, Patellidae. Gene Ontology annotation, biological process: negative regulation of Rho protein signal transduction; negative regulation of cell motility.
UAGAAUACUGUCGUACAGCUAUUUAACCAUGAGUUAUAAAUAGCUGUGUUUAGCGUAAUAAACCCCUUAACUCUUUUAUCCUUCCGCUACAAAUUCAUGAAUAUUCACCAAAACCCCACAGAAAAUUUCUAUUCAAUCCCUUUUCUUCGAUUCUAUGCUCAAAAGAUGCAACGAAAAUCACCAACAAAAAGUGGGGAAAGGAAGAGGAAAACUAUAAAAGGGAAGGAACUACAGUUGUUUGGAGAUUUCUGGUGGUCUGGUUCCAUCUGUUACAUCCGCCAGCGAUGCCAGUCCCAAGAAUUUUAAUAUUUCUCUGCUAAUGUGAGAAUUCCAUAGUUAUAACAGAAAAUGGCUAGUCUGAUGGGUGACAAAACUGUCCCGCGGAAAGGGGAUGAUGCUUUUGGUAUAGUUUGUGGUGAUUUGGGUAUGGGAGAAGGUCUAAAACCAGGAGGUCUUUUGCAGUUGAACUCUGAAUUAGGGCAGUCUGAACAAAAAGAAAAUAAUUCUCCAUCAUCAGAACCAGAAAGACUAUUUUAUUAUGACAGUUCUAAUGUUCCCACAGAUAAUAUUUCUUGUAAUGAUUUAUGUGAGUGUGAUAAUGAAUCUGAAUGUACGAAUGUACCGAAUGGCAAUUCCCAUAAUUGUACUGGUUGCAGUUUUUGCCACACUCACAGAAGCAGUUUGAAAAAAAUAAGAAUUAAAUCUAAUGAUGAUUAUCAGCUGUGUGGGCAGUCAGACGAAGAUUGUGAUAUUGAUGGUGAAGACUUUCCAAGUUAUGCAAAUGUUCCCCUGGGAACAUCUUUAAGACAGCAGAAAAAACUCUAUGAGAAAAAUCUUGGAACAAUUUUACGAAAUCAUAGCCAACCACCCAUUGUGGUAAAUAAUGAUAAAAUAAAGCCCAACAGUCCAGGAGGCAAAAAUAAAACUUCUGAAAGGAGUAGAAGGUUAUCAAGUUUUGAAAUAGAGAAAAAACUGGUGGAUGCUGUUACGGAAGUUGAAGAGUUGAAGAUAGAAAUUGAAACAUGUCGUAGAAGAUUAGAUGCUAAAUAUAGAGCCAUAGCUAUACUUAAAAAACAGGCAGAAGAAGCGAGGUCAGAAGUUAUAGACCAUGAAAAAAUGACGAAAGAUUACACCAAUAUUCUUGCUAUGUUUGAGGGACUCAAGGUGGUGGGGGAUGCAAUCGAGGUGGAGGAAUCAAAGGAGAUAACUACAUCAGAUAAGACAAGUGCAUCAUCUGGUGCCCUGCUCAGUUUUGCUGAUAUAGAUGAUGAUUAUUGCAGAGUUUGUCAAGAAAAUGCAGUUUUGAUGUCAACUUUAGAAGCCAGAUCAGAAGAAUUAAGAAGAACAAAUGCCCACAAAAUGGCCUUGUCAAGAGAAAGGGAUGAAUUAUUGGCUUUGAUGGAUGUGAAAGAGAAAUUGAAAUAUGAAAAGACUAAAAGUCAAUCAUCAGAAGAUGAAUAUGGGACAUUUUCUUCAGCAGAGCUUGCAGUAUUAGGAGCAUGUCGGUGCAGAGGAACUAAUCCUGAACCAUGUGGUUGUGCUCAUGCUGCAGCAAGUUUAAGAAGAGACAUUAUUAAACUAAAAGAAGAGAUUGAUCUUCAAAAACAGAGAACAGAAGAAACAUAUCUAACAGUUGAUGCUUAUCGUAAAGCAUUUGAAGAACAGAUACAUCGAAAUAAAGUUUUAAGCUUAAAACUUGCCGAGCUUUCUGUGCCUUCCGUGUCCAAAUCAGUUAAAGCUAAGGCAGCCAUUAAAUGGUUAAUAAGUGUACUUAAUGAUGAUGAUAUUGACAGUAGUUCAUCAAAUAACCAAAUUCUUUUACCUGAAUCAAGAUCAAGAAUGUAUGCUGAAGAACUCCAAUCACUUAAUAAUAAUACAGUUACAUGUAUGCCACCACAAGAACUGGUUAACUUACUUACGGAAAUGAUACAUGAGAAGAAUGAAGCUUUAGCUCAUCAGAAAUUAGCAGCCCAAAUAUUGGCCAAUAAAAACCAACAGUUAGAAGAACAGUUGGCAAAAAUUAAGGAAGAUGAUGUAUUUAAGUGUACAUAGUGUCUGAUUGUGUACCAAAAAAAGCAACCAUGAAAUGCAUAAUCCAACAGCCAGGAGGCUUAUUAAGUUAAAGUGCCAAUUUCUUAAAACAGAUUGUAACUUGAAGGGUCAUAAUGCCGAAACUCAGUUAUAAUGGGUUAUCCUCAUUUAUAGACAUGACAAUGACAUUAUGGAUAUCAUCACAACACAGUAUUUUUCAGUUAAUGGGUCGGACCGUAAACAGGUUCAGAUAACCUAGCAUAAUUUGAGGCACCUUUUCCUAAAACCACAUUUUUCUCAGAUAAAUUUUAAAAUUUAUCUGAAAUUUAAUACAACCAGAUUAAAUUGAAAGAAAGAAGGAAACAGAUUUUAAUUGAUACAUUGUCAUCCCCACUGUAUAUCUGUCAUCAGCCCUGUAUAUCCAUCUGUCGUCCAAAACUUGUUGUGGACACUCUUGUAUCCAAAAUUUACAAUCUGAUUGACUUGAAAUUUAUACUCAUUGUUCAUGUUUAUGAGACUAUUUCCGAUAAUUAAUAUUAGAGUCAAUUGCCCUUGAUCACUUUGUAAAAUUUGUGGAUGCUCUUGUAAAAAAGAGCACCCAAGAUUACACUCUUAAAAGUUAUUGUUAUCAUCCUAUUGACUUGAAAUUUAUGUAUAGAUUUAUAUCCAUGGGACGAUGAAGCCUAUUAUUUCCAAUAAUUACUGUCCGUGUUAGGACCCUUGCUCAAUUCAAAAUGUUUUGAGGAUUAUCAUUUGGUGAAUUCAGUAUUUAUGUUCGUGAGGCAAAAAUGCCUAAAUUACCAGAACAUGUUUGAUGUUAUGAAGACUAGCAAAUUUUAAAUAUUUCAAAUAAUUACUUCAAGGUCUGUUGCUCUUGAUCAAAUUGUGGUGUUUUGUGAAUGUUCGUAUUUCAUACAAAAGAAUGAAAAUAGUAAUGUGGGCGUAUGUUUUGUUGUCGGACCUAUCUUUGUUUAAUUUAUAGGAAAACUUUGUAUGCGCAAAGAUAACAUUUAUUGUCUAUAUCUGUAAAAAGUUUAUUUUGAAACAAAACAUUGAUGACCAAACAACAAUCUCUACUUUUAAGAAUUAUCUUGAAUAGCCUUGAUGGGUUUUUUUUUAAGUGCAAGAUAAGAUAAAACCAGACCAAAGUCUUUGUUUCUUGACUGGCUACACAACAGCCUCUUGGUGGUUUGUUCUCUAUAUGAUUGGCAAUAUAUUUGUUGUCUUCCACUGUUACUUCAAUAAAAAUAUUUAAAAGCUGAA